Messenger RNA from Brenthis ino (lesser marbled fritillary), 660 nucleotides. The record is from the annotation of a GenBank genome assembly. Lineage: Eukaryota; Metazoa; Arthropoda; Insecta; Lepidoptera; Nymphalidae.
AUGCAUUUGCAACGCCAUUCAAAAUUGGAAGUCGCACCCAACCUCAAUCUAACAGAGGACGGCACCACGUUCCGUCACAGCAAGCUGCGUUACUCCAACCAUUUUCCACCAAGAGGAUCUCCCCUUAGAGCGCGCGAGCAGUCGGUCAAAGCAGCGUCAUUGAGCCGUAUCGAAAGCGGGUCGCGGGCGGGCGCGGGCAGCGAGUGCGGAGGCGGCGCGCCCGCCGGCGGCUCCGUCCGCCCUGGCUACGGCUAUGAAGCGCUCUCUGCCGCCAGCGACGGCAGCGACCAGGAGCCCGACGAGGCGCCAGAAUACGCCCCUUUUGAGAUGGAACUGUCUGGAGGUGGAGAAUCCGCUGAAGGUCCAUCCUCUAGAGGCUCCGCUAAAGUUAACUUUCCGCCCGAUGUGCAGUUGGAACGUCGACCGACCGGUACCUUCGCAAGCGCUGCGGCGGCAGCAUUCCAUCGAGGCCGUGGUCGUUCUAUGAGUGCGUGGAGUGAUAUCAGUCGCUCGAGCAUCCGAUUCGAGGAAAGAAGGCGGUCGCAGCAAGGGAUGACAACUUUAACUAAGGGGUUCUAUUUACACUUACCAUUCAAUCAUAAACAAAGCAAUAAACUUAUCAUUAACAUGGCGGGCGCAUCGAGUACACGAGCACGGCUG